AUGCUUUCGCAAAACUCUCACUCUGAAAUGAUGAUGAAUAUCUUUGGUUCAAACUUAUUAGACAAAAUAGUUAAAAAAUUCUCAUCAACAAAUAAAUGGAAACUUGAUGCAGAAUGUGAAUCUAAAUUUAGGAAAGUCAUAAAACAGGCAAUCAAUGAUUCACGAGAUAAUGCCAUUGACUCAUUACUAGCAUACUUAGCAAAUCCUAAAAAAGGAUUGAGGUCGUUGCCUAGUCUGAAAUUAAAAAGUCAACCAAGUGAAAUGACACUUAUUGUUAAUUAUUUGGAUUAUAUUAUGAAAGGACUACUUCAUCAGCCCGAUAAACACAGAGUUGAAUGGCCUAACACAGGUCUCAAGGAAUCUAAAGCUAGAAAAUUAGAAGGCAGGGCUAGACAGCCUGAUUUCUUAGUAUCAGCAAUCCAUCAAUUGGAAACGAGUAGAAUGCUAUUUAUAGGUGAAGUAACCUCCCCUGCAGAAAAAGGAAACGUACACAAGAAUUGCAACGAUCUGAUUCGCAUUGGAGUUUUUAUGAAAAAGUGCAUCGAUUCGGCUAUAGAUAAAGGUGCAGACAUCAAACUUUUGGGAUUUCAAUGCAUCGAAUAUUCUAUUGAUUUUUAUGCUAUGGAACUUAGUGCUUCAGGGCUAUAUUUCAUAUAUCAUAUUGGCCAAGCUUCGAUCCCUACUUCAGUAAAGACAUUGACGCAUUUUAUUGAUGACGUAGAAAUUUUUCUGACAAUACAUAAUAUCUUUCGAGAAUCAUUUGUUAAAUUUUAUAAUAAAUUAUGUAAUCCAAAAGAAAUAAUGAUGAAAGCGUCAUUUAAAUGUGAGACUUUAUCUAUACUAAACUUCAACCAACUUGUUAGUAAUACUCGUAAUGUCAAAAGGAAAUGUUCUUUCUGGUUUGAAAGAUUUUAG
Funneliformis mosseae is the source of this 915-nucleotide messenger RNA. The record is from the annotation of a GenBank genome assembly. NCBI's taxonomy places the organism in Eukaryota, Fungi, Glomeromycota, Glomeromycetes, Glomerales, Glomeraceae.